GAAAUAUUUGUUCAGUAUUAAAUGUCAGUAACACCCUACAUUGUUCCCACUACCUAUAAAUUGGGACAAAAUGUGACAUGAAUCGCAGCAGCACCUUCUCGUCUUCACCUGUGCUGAACUAUCCUCUCUCCAGAGCCUGGAUAUAGGACUGGGGAAAGAGACCAUUUUAUGAGAGAGGGGGUGCAUCUUUCCGGGUUUUCUGAAUAAAAAGCAAAUUCUGGAUCUUUAAUUUGUAUAUCAGGAAAUGGAGUUGGGGUGGGUUGCAGUAGUGCUUGGGGUUGUGGGUUUAAGUUUGUGGUGGGUUCUCAGAAGGGUGAAUGGUUGGUACUAUGAGAGAGUGAAGCUUGGUGAGCAGAGGUGUUCUUUGCCUCCUGGUGAUCUGGGUUGGCCUUUCAUUGGCAACAUGUGGUCUUUCCUCACUGCUUUCAAGUCCCCCAACCCAGAUUCCUUCAUCUCCUCCUUUGUUUCCAGAUAUGGACGCACUGGGAUGUACAAGGCGUUCAUGUUUGGAAGCCCAAGUAUCAUAGUUACAACACCAGAAGGCUGCCGGAGGGUACUAUCAGAUGAUGAAGCUUUCCAGCCUGGCUGGCCAGCUUCCACUGCGCAACUCAUAGGAAAAAAGUCUUUUGUCAGCAUUUCCUAUGAAGAACACAAGCGCUUGCGUAAGUUGACAGCAGCCCCGGUAAAUGGGCAUGAGGCUUUGUCAUUGUACAUUGACUUCAUUGAGGAGAAGGUGAAGAUUGCUCUGGAGAAAUGGGAUUCGAUGGGAAAAAUAGAGUUCCUGACCGAGCUUCGGAAGCUCACAUUCAGGAUAAUCAUGUAUAUUUUCUUGAGCUCGGAGAGUGAGGAUGUAAUGGAGGCCUUGGAGAGGGAAUACACAAAUCUGAACUAUGGAGUUAGAGCGAUGUCAAUUAACAUUCCGGGCUUUGCUUACCAUAGUGCACUUAAGGCGCGGAAAAAGCUUGUGGCAAAAUUUCAGUCCAUAUUGCUUGAACGACGAGAGAUGAAGUUAAGGAAGAAUGGUUCUAAUGAGAAAAAAGACAUGCUGGAUAGACUGCUAGAAGUUAAAGAUGAGAAUGGUGACGAGUUGGACGAUGAGGAAAUAAUUGAUGUUCUGAUUAUGUACUUGAAUGCUGGUCAUGAAUCUUCUGGCCAUAUCACAAUGUGGGCUACUGUCUUUCUGCAGAAACACCCUGAGUUCUUCAAAAGAGCCAAGGCAGAGCAAGAGGAAAUUGUACGAAAUAGGCCUCCUGAUCAGAAGGGUUUGACACUGAAAGAAAUCCGGCAGAUGGAAUAUCUGUCUAAGGUGAUCGACGAAACACUCCGUAUAGUAACAUUCUCUCUUGUUGUCUUCCGAGAGGCGAAGAAGGAUGUGAAUGUCUCAGGUUACACAAUUCCAAAGGGAUGGAAAGUUUUGGUGUGGUUUAGGGGUGUGCACUUAGAUCAAGAUAUAUAUGAUGAUCCGUUGGAAUUCAAUCCUUCCAGAUGGGAUAAUCUAAUACCAAGGGCAGGAGCAUUUUUACCAUUUGGAUUGGGCAGCAGAUUGUGCCCUGGAAACGAUCUUGCCAAACUCGAAAUAUCAAUUUUUCUGCACUAUUUCCUGCUCGGUUAUGAGCUGGAGAGGGAUAAUCCUGACUGCCCAAUGAUGUAUUUACCACAUUGUAGGCCUAAAGACAACUGUGUGGGAAAAGUGAGAAGAUCAAACUCACCUGCUCCCGUUGGAUAGACAGCAGCCUGACUCUAAGGCUGAUCUGAUGAUGAUGGUUUGAUGAAAAACGAUACCCGCCUAUACUGAUGAUUGUAAUGAAACUACGAAAGUAGUAUGUAAGGAAAGACGUGUUUAUGCAGCUUAAAGCAUAUAUAAUUUCUGUGUUACUAGCAAAACUUCAAUAUAAUCAAUAAUAAUACAUUAGUAAUACACUCAUUUUUUACGGGAAUAAAGAAGCACAAUAUUACCUAUAGUUUUGUGAUAUACG
This is a messenger RNA of Cuscuta europaea, 1976 nucleotides long. The record is from the annotation of a GenBank genome assembly. NCBI's taxonomy places the organism in Eukaryota, Viridiplantae, Streptophyta, Magnoliopsida, Solanales, Convolvulaceae.